AAGAAAGAGACAGUUUGAAAACAUCGUAUAUCUCAGCUUGAAAAGCAACUAGAGGAAAUACAGAGAAGAAUAUCUAUUGGAUGCAGUCAUAAAUCAGGAGAAAGCGAAUCACAAGAAAAGACAGAAAAAUACGAAGCAGAAUUGCAAGCAGCGAGGUUCACUUUGGAUGAUAAUGAGGCACAGAUGGAAUCCCUGAAUACGACCAUCACCAUUCUUACCGAGCAGAAUGAGCAUCUACGUUUAAUGAUAGAAAAUGGUAGUAAAACAACUAAAGAAGAAAUAGAAGUACGCAGACAGAUGGAAGUGAUAACAACAGAGUUAAUAGAGUCUCGGCAUCUUAUUUCAGUUCUUAAAGAUGAGCGAUCAGGACUUCAGCUUAAGCUCAGGGAGUUGGAAGAGUCAGCUGAAAAGAGAUCAAUUAGUGAAGAUGAACUACAGAGUUUGAAAGAUCAUUUAGAACAUUUAACAGUGUUAAGGGACAACUUGGAAGCCACAGCCAGGGCAAAAGAUGACCUGAUUGCUGAACUUCGAGUACAAUUAGAUGAAGUAGUUGUUGAGGGACGCAGUUAUCAUGAACAGAUGGAGCUUUACAAAUCAAGAGUGGAACAAAUGGAAGAGGAACUGCAGAAUAGCUUUAUUGAUCGGGACGAUGCUGAGAGCAAAGUACGUAGUUUGGUUGCCAAAUAUGAAUCACUUAUGAAGGACCAGAUUGAGGAGCGAGAGAUUCAGAGAGAGAUCCUAGCUAAAAAGGAUAUUGAAAUAGAGCUACUGAAUGCCAGUCUCUCGAAUCUUAGUAUGAAGGCUUCUGAGUAUGAAAAUACAAUCAUUGUUCUACAAGGAGAAAAGAAAGAUCGGCUUUCCAAAAUUUCUGUGCUGGAAACGACCAUAUCUGAUUUGAGUAUGAGAACCAAAGAAAAAGAAAUGAUGGAAUCUAUGUUGGAUGAGGAGCUAAACCACCGCACAGAUGAAGUAACAAAGUUGGAAGAAAACCUUCAGAAGUUGGAAAAGAAACUGCAAGAGGUCAGAAGAGAAAAAGAACUUGUGGAAGCGAAGUUAAAAGAAGAAAAGAAAAAUACAGAAGAACUGAGUGAAAGAAUCAACACACUUGAAGUGCAGAUUAAAGAAAAAGAAGUUGUUCAGCAGUUCUUAGAAAAAGAAAUUUCAUCUCGGGAAGCAGAGUUGAGUCAGAGACUUGAUGAGGCAAGUGUACUGCAUGAGAGAGUUCAGACUGAGGUUGAUUCAAGAAUGAAGAUUGAAGAGGACCUAUCCAGUAGUGAGAAAAAGGUUAGUGAGCUUGACAAGGAGCUUGCAUCAGUAAAAGAAGCAUUGAUGUCACGGGAUGAGAGUUUGGCAUGUGUUGAAAACAAAAUGGCCUUAUUAGAAGACAACAACAGACAGCUUGAGGAGAAAGUAGUGGAAUUGAUGGCAGAGAUUAGUGACCGGGAAGCUCAACAUAUUGUCAAGGUGAAAGCAAUUGAAAAUGACCUUGAAGAUAUUGGCGUCAAAUAUUCAGAAUCUUUGUUAGAACACGAAGCUACACGUCGAGUUCUUACCCAAACUCUGGAUGAAAUUGAAAAGGAGAAGCUCCUUCGUAUGGCAGCUGAGUCAGACAUUGAAAGUUUAACUGAGGAACUGAAGAAGUUGAAAGAGGAAAAGGAGACCUUGGAACAUAAUAUGAAAGAUCUUGUUCAGAAAUACACCAGUUUAGAGGAUGCCCUUGCUUGUGAAGAAGCUGAAAACAGAGACCUUGAGGAGCGACUGGAACGAGAAGUGCGUCUCGCAAAAGAAGCUGCUGCUGCUGCACAGAAGGAGUUGUCAAGUCUGAAAACUUCAAAUGAAGGAUUUUGCACUCAGAUUACCCAAUUAAAGAUUGACAUGCGUAAAAAGUCACAAGCAGUAGAGGAAAUGCAACAGUGUAUUGAUGGGUUAAGGGAAGAAAAACAACACUUAACAACUCUCAGGGAUAACUUGGAGAAAACUGUUGAGGCCAAAGAAGAAACAAUUGCAAAGUUACAUCUGCAAGCUUCAACACUGGAAAGAGAGAUGGAAGAGGAGCGAGUCACUCUCAGAUCAAGGAUUGGAGAUUUGGAGAAUCAUCUGAAGGAAACCCAAAAGGAACAUGAACUGGAGAAGAAGAAAGUAAAGGAAAUAGAAGAAAAGCUAUUAUCUCUGGAGGAAGAGAAUCUCCACCUCAGCAAAUCAUACGAGAAACAGUUAGAAGAAAAGACAAUAGCCGAGACCAAAACAAAUGCAAAAUUAGAGGAAUUAAGUAAAAAGUACAUUGGAUAUGAAGACCAAGUGAAAAACUUACAGACAUCUCUCUCGGAGAAAACCAAAGAGUUUGACACAUUACAAGAGAAAUAUACUGCUACUAGCUCUACGUUAGAAGGCUACCAAGAAGAAAUGAAAGUUUUAGAAACUAGUGUUAAGAGAUUCAAACGUGAGAUUGAGGCUAUGAAUAAAACUCUUGCCUCAAAAGAUUCUUCACUGGAUUCCCUCAACAUGACACUUGGAACUAAGAGUGAAGAAGUACAGUCAUUAUAUAAGACACUCGAGGAAAAGCAAGCUGCUUUACUUGCAAGUGAGUGUCGUGUUCAGAACCUAGAAGAAGUUGAAGAAAAGCUCAUAAAGGAAAAAGACCAGCUUACUAUCUCUUUAUCAAGCCUCCAAGAUGAGUUAGGCGAAGUCAAGUGCCAUAUUUCUAGAAUGGAGACUACAUUUAAUGAAGAGAAGAGUGCAGAAAUUACUCAUAUAAAGUCAACACUGGAGAGUGAAAUGGAUGAGUUAAGGUCUCUGAACCAGAUGUUGCAAGAGGAAUCUGACUCCUGGAAGAACAAGUUCCAAUACCUUGAGAAAAUGAUUGAACCUUUCAGAGAACAGCUUGAUUCUUAUGAAGUUGAAAAGGCCAGUCUUUUAUCAAGAAGUUCUGCAGCCAAGGAGGAAAUUGAUAAGCUAAGUAAGCAGUAUGCUACUUUACUAGGUCAUCAGAAUCAUAAGCAGAAAAUCCAGCAUGUUUUGAAAUUGAAAACUGAAAAUAAUGAGUUGAGAGAGGAUGUAUACAAAUUGCGUCAAGAGACCGAGCGCCAAAGAAAGACAAUCAGGCGGUUGGAAGAAAAAAUGCUCAAGAUAAGUGGAUCGACUACCCGUCUUAAUGAAACUGUACGCUCAAUGGACAAAGAAAACUCAUUUUAUGGAGGGAUGGGUAGUCAGGUUCAGUCAUCUACACCCCUGAAACCAAGUAACAAGCCUCACAGAAUAUAGGUUUUGGUUAGGCUGUUUAGGAUUGUAGGAUUUGAUAUGCCAUAUAUUUGUUCUUGCCUUAGUUUUAUUUAAGGAUACCUUUUAAUUUUUAUGAAACCUUGACACAAUCUUAAAAUGUUAAUCAAAUUAAUUCCAUAGUCUGCAAGAUGAAUUGCCAUUCUGUAUUUUAAAAUAAGUCUUAGUCUGCUUUCUAAACUUUUAGGCUGAAAUUAAUAGAUAAUUUUUUAUAAAAAUCUCAAACCUGCUCAUGCAUAUCUAAUUUUUAAGAUGAGUUUACCUGGAGUAACUUAAUAUGUAGAAAAUUUAUAAGUGAACUUAUCCUACUUCUUUUCCUUCAUAACGUGUAACAUCGUAUCAUUUGUAAAUAACUUCAUAAAUACUUGUCAUACCAUUGGUGUUUUCAUCAUUUUUAAAAGUGUGUUUUUAAAUGUACUGAACCCCAUGUACCCAAAUAUAUUUUAGUAGAUAUA
This is a messenger RNA of Macrobrachium nipponense, 3731 nucleotides long. Its product is annotated as hyaluronan mediated motility receptor-like. Gene Ontology annotation, molecular function: hyaluronic acid binding. Bases 184 to 3261 code for a protein of 1025 amino acids. Gene Ontology annotation, cellular component: membrane. Lineage: Eukaryota; Metazoa; Arthropoda; Malacostraca; Decapoda; Palaemonidae. The transcript is spliced from 19 exons. The record is from RefSeq and is a predicted model, not a curated record.